UUUUAAUCUCAAUAUAGGUAACAUUACUUCAAGAGCGACGGUGAGUGGUGAGCAUGGAAGAAGACACUUCUGAUGUGCCUUUCUUAUCCUUAACAUAACAUCAUAUAAACCAAUUCUUCAUUUGAAAAAGAAAUAUAAAAAACCAAACACUAUGGCACUUCUCUGCUUCAAUUCCUUCACAACCACCCCUGUUACCUCUUCUUCCUCCCUUUUCCCUCAUCCCACAGCAAACCCUAUUUCUAGAGUACGAAUCGGUCUGCCCACCAACUGUUUGAAGGGAUUUCGAAUCUUGACACCCAUUGUUCAGAAACCGAGAAAAAAUUCAAUUUUUAUUGCAUCCGCUGCUGCUGGUGCGGAUUCUAAUGUUGCAGAUGGAGUAGAAGAAAGUGAGAGCAAGAAAGAGAGUGAUGUUGUUUCUGUAGAUAAGCUUCCAUUAGAAUCAAAAUUGAAGGAGAGGGAAGAGCGGAUGUUGAAGAUGAAGCUUGCCAAGAAGAUAAGGUUGAAGAGAAAGAGGCUUGUUCAAAAGAGGAGGUUGAGGAAGAAGGGGAAUUGGCCACCUUCCAAGAUGAAGAAAUUGGAAGGUGUUUAAUAUCUGUUUGCAGGUUUCAUUCUGAUUUUCUAUUGUUCGACUCUGCCCUUGUUGUCAACAUUUUUUCUGGUGUAUUUUGACAAUUUUGUUCAUUUUCAAUCAAGAUUUUUAGUUUAUAUAUUGUA
Lathyrus oleraceus (garden pea) is the source of this 714-nucleotide messenger RNA. NCBI's taxonomy places the organism in Eukaryota, Viridiplantae, Streptophyta, Magnoliopsida, Fabales, Fabaceae. The record is from RefSeq and is a predicted model, not a curated record.